This is a messenger RNA of Ostrea edulis (European flat oyster), 3158 nucleotides long. Its product is annotated as peroxisomal acyl-coenzyme A oxidase 3-like. Gene Ontology annotation, molecular function: FAD binding; fatty acid binding; pristanoyl-CoA oxidase activity. Gene Ontology annotation, cellular component: peroxisome. The transcript has 13 exons. NCBI's taxonomy places the organism in Eukaryota, Metazoa, Mollusca, Bivalvia, Ostreida, Ostreidae. The coding region runs from base 142 to 2313 and encodes 723 amino acids. Gene Ontology annotation, biological process: lipid homeostasis; fatty acid beta-oxidation using acyl-CoA oxidase. The record is from RefSeq and is a predicted model, not a curated record.
AUUCAAAUUGAAUCUCUUAUGUUUGGAGGUAAUAAAGUACAGUAUAUGUAAACUUUGGACAGAUCACACACAAAUACAUAACUAAUCACGCGAUUAAGUAAGCUCUCCGGACAGAGCCAGAUCUACUCCUACCGUGAUUUUAUGGAUGAUUCUAAACCCGUGCGACUAAAAUCAGCGUCAGGAACGCUCGAUUCAUCAGUCGUGGCCGAGGGAAACAUGUCGGGAGAUGUGUUGUCACUGGAUAUUUUGAGGGACCCACCCCCUGGGCCCCUGGAUGAAUAUAGAAAGCGAGCAUCGUUUGACUGGAAGAAAAUGAAGAUGUUUUACUACGAGGAAGACAUACUUCGAUUUCAGAACAAAAUAUGGACAACAUUAGAAAAGGAUCCUAUAUUUUCCAAGCCCAUGGAAACUCCUUCAUUAAAGGAUUACAGAGAAGCCACAUUUUUCCGGUGCAAACGACUGUUUGAGUACAAUCUCAUAAAUGAUGAAGAGAUUUUCAAUAAUCCCCUGAAACACAAAAUGUUUACGGAUUGUGUUGGAAUGUACGAUUGGUCGUUGUCGGCUAAAUAUGUGUUAAAUGUGGAGAUGACUGGGGGGACUAUCACAGCUUCAGGGUCUCCAAGACACAGUGAGAUUGUAGACAAAAUAAAAUCCUCAGAGUAUUUUGGCUGUUUUGCUCUUACAGAGCUAAGUCAUGGCAGCAACACAAAGGCCAUGAGAACCACAGCACAUUAUAUACCAGAAACUCAGGAGUUUGAACUGAACACACCGGACUUUGAAGCCACUAAGAUUUGGUCGGGAAACAUGGGUAAAAUCGCUACACACUCCAUCGUGUAUGCCCAGCUUUAUACCCCAGAUGGGGCGUGUCAGGGCCUCCACUCCUUCAUUGUCCCAAUCCGUGACCCCAAAACCCUUCAUGCUAUCCCUGGCGUCAUGGUGGGAGACAUGGGAGAGAAAAUAGGACUGAACGGACUGGACAAUGGAUUCUUGUCCUUCAACAAAUAUCACAUUCCAAGGGAAUUCCUGCUGAACAAAACUGGGGAUGUAACACCGCAAGGGAAAUAUGUCACUCCAUACAAGGACCCUAGCAAAAGAUUCGGGGCCUCUUUAGGGGCCUUAUCUGGGGGACGAGUUGGGAUCACUGGUAUGUGUGUGUGUAACCUAAAGCUCUGUAUGCCUAUUGCCAUCCGGUACUCUGCUGUUAGACGUCAGUUUGGCCCCACAGAGACAGAGGAAAUUCCAGUUUUAGAGUAUCAACUUCAGCAGUGGCGCCUGAUCCCUUAUCUAGCAGCUACCUACGUGUUGGAACACUUUUCUGACACUUUCUUCAUGGACUACGCAUCGGUCAGGAUCAGCAUCAUGGUGGGAGAUAAAUCGGAGAGAGCGGCAGAGCUUGGGAAGGAGAUCCACGCUCUGUCCUGUGCCAGUAAACCCCUGGCGGGCUGGAUUGCCAGGGAUGCGAUUCAGGAAUGCCGCGAAGCCUGUGGUGGCCAUGGUUAUUUUGGAGUUAACAGGCUUGGUGUCCUGAGAGAUGACCAUGACCCUAACUGUACGUAUGAAGGCGACAACAACGUCAUUCUGCAGCAGACUAGUAACUACCUGUUGUCUCUGUUAGACAAAAUCUCCAACGGAGAGGAAAUAAGCUCCCCACUGGAGAGUGUGAACUUCCUUAACAACAUGAAGAGCAUCCUUAAUUCUCGGUUUAAUCCCACUUCUGUUGCUCAGUGCAUGGACCCCGAAGUGUCUGUGAAUGCUUUCCGAUGGCUGGUUUGUCGACUUUUGAUUGACAGCGCACAAAGACUACAGUCUCAGUCCGAAAAAGGCAGCGAUGGAUUCACGGCCAGGAACAACAGUCAGGCAUAUUAUUGCAGGUCGCUAGCCAUGGCCUAUAUAGAGUUGACUGUCCUUGACCGGUUCGUGACCUUGUUGAAAGAGGGUAAGGAUGGAGAACCUGUCCCUGCUGACCUGCUUCCAGUGUUGGCCCGUAUAGCUGCUUUGUUUGGACUAUGGAGGCUUGAGAAACACUUGACAACUCUGUAUCAAGGGGGCUACAUCUCUGGAAGCGACCCUCCCAAGAUAAUCCAGGAAGCCAUUUUACAGCUCUGUUCAGAACUUAAGGAUGACUCCGUGGCACUUGCAGAUGCCAUUGCUCCGACAGAUUUCAUUCUGAACUCCCCAAUUGGAAAAUCUGAUGGACAGAUUUACAAGAAUUUGUACAGUGCAAUGAUACAGGGACCAAACGCUUUAGAACGACCCUCGUACUGGAAAGAGUUUGCGGAUAAACCGGUCAUCGGAAGCAAGUCCAAAUUAUAAAGAACUGGAUAGGCUGCAUCUGUGAAUUAGGAAUCAACACUGUUUUGAAUGAAUCAUUUUAUUUGUAAUAAAUGUACUAUACAAUUGAUUUGUAAAUGACUUUGUACAAAUGAUUAGAGUGUAAACAUAGGCACAGCAAUGGAAGUACAUAUACAUUAUAUAUACUAGUAUACAUAUCAGUGUUAAACAUGUGUGAAGUUUUAUAGACUACAAAACAAAAUGUAAAAUACAAUCAAAGUACUGAAUAUUGGGUAAUUUUGGCUUCGAGGAAUAUUUUCUCAAAUAAGUACACUGUAGAUGGAAAUAUUUGGUGCUUUGAUUUUUUUCAUGGGCUAUCUUUUAUAUGAUUAGAUAUCUGUGACACUUUUAUUUCUGAAGAAUUUUUCCGAAAGUAAUACCAAAUUUAUCCAAUUUUCAGCUGAUAUAUAAGAAAUUUAUCUGACUUUUGGAUGAUAUAUAACAAAUUGAAAAUGUACAUAUAAAAAGUGAAACAAUCAUUGAAUUGCGUAAGUUUCUACAUGUUUUUUUUUUUAAAAAUCAUACAAUUUAUAUAGGUUAACAUGAUUAUUAAUAUGAUAUAGUACAAAAAUGUCUGUGUGAAAUUGAUACUCUUAAAGAUCAUUUUGAACUUACAUGGAGUCAGGAUUUAGUUGGAAUAAAGUAUACUCUGAUUAGACAAGAACUUAGAUUGACUUUGUUGCUGAAAAAUAUUUGUAAGAUGAUUCUUUAUUUUAAUGCACUGUUUUGUUAUAUGCAUUUUGAUUGCCUAAUUCACAGUUUUGUUAUAUGCAUUUUGAUUGGCUAAUGCACUGAUGUUUGAGGCUAUUAAAUGAGCAUCAACAAGA